AGCGCCGCCCGUACCAAGAUCUGUGAAUCCUCUAUCUUCAACGGGCUCUAAACUAUCCGCUUCCCGAUUGCGACUGUGCUCAAUCGCUCAGUACGGACUUAUAAGAAGAAGAGUAUGAAACGAAAUCUAGGCCAAUGUAUCAAGCAGUCAUAAUUUCCCCAUCAUCUACGCGCACAUCAUUGUCAGAUUGAGACUACAUUCAUCAGCAUUCACCAACCAACCAGUUCUUACACCUUCAGACCUCGUAAAGGACUCAACAAUGGCACCAAAUUCAACACCGCUCGCCGUAGCCGCGGGUAUCUCUAUUCUUGCCUCGGGAUGGGCCGCAGGUCUGAGCACGAGCCUCAGCGUGUUUGGAAUACCAACAAUCCUGCACGGCAACGCUCCAAGUGAGGUCAUGGUCCGUCAGUGGCGAUUCCAAUUUCUUCGCGGGCAAUCCAUCAUUCCCGGCGUGGCGGUCCUCAACGCAAUCAACUACUGGACCAUUGCGUACCUCUGUUGGUCGCGCAGCCUCGAGUGGCGUGGGUUCGCGGCGGCCGGGUUGUCGACCUUUUUCCAGGUCCCGUACACGCUUACGUUCAUCAUGGAGACCAAUAGGCAGAUGCUUCCCGAAGGAAAGGAGAAGACGCUGAGCGAGGAUUCGGCCAGGUCACUGAUCAAGAAGUGGGGAGACCUGAACGUUGCCCGUGCUGUUGUCCCAAUCAUCGGGACGGGCUUGGCUUUGUGGAACUUCUGCCUGUAAUCAUACGUUGAUGUACAGCUAUGAUGGUAUAAAAGGGAAGACAGCAACAGAAUGGGACCGAUUGGAGGCCUUAGCUGCCUGAAGCUUGGGAGGGGCUGUGUUUGAUGCGUGCUUCGAGGACACAAAGUUCUAAGUACGUAAGACUACCUGCGCAACGUUGUCUCAUACCUUGGAUUUCCUUGCGGUUAAUUCGAAUUUGAUACUAUUCUACAUAUCCCAUAUCAUGGGUACUUGAUGAUGACACUGGCACGAAAUUAAUGUAUAUAUAUAUACCUUAAUGAUAUGUAUUUGGUGCUCGGUUAGUGUCUAGAUCUCGGGGGCACAGUGACGGCGGG
Xylaria bambusicola is the source of this 1077-nucleotide messenger RNA. RefSeq lists its product as uncharacterized. Bases 260 to 742 code for a protein of 160 amino acids. The record is from RefSeq and is a predicted model, not a curated record. NCBI's taxonomy places the organism in Eukaryota, Fungi, Ascomycota, Sordariomycetes, Xylariales, Xylariaceae. The transcript is spliced from 2 exons.